Messenger RNA from Rhincodon typus (whale shark), 779 nucleotides. It is a transcript of the gene rps27a, whose product is annotated as ribosomal protein S27a. Lineage: Eukaryota; Metazoa; Chordata; Chondrichthyes; Orectolobiformes; Rhincodontidae. Gene Ontology annotation, molecular function: ubiquitin protein ligase binding; protein tag activity; structural constituent of ribosome. The transcript is spliced from 6 exons. The coding region runs from base 279 to 749 and encodes 156 amino acids. The record is from RefSeq and is a predicted model, not a curated record. Gene Ontology annotation, cellular component: nucleus; ribosome; cytoplasm. Gene Ontology annotation, biological process: modification-dependent protein catabolic process; protein ubiquitination; translation.
UAACUCCCACAAUGCAAUGCAACAGGCCGUCUUGAUCUUAAAAAAUAUUAGAAACCAAGGUAUCGAUUUCAUGCGGAAACACUUGAAAUCUCCUUUAAUAUAUUUUUCAAUGCCUGGGAAAGCUGAUGAUAUUUUGAAAAAUUGAAGUGCAUCGAAAACGGAAUUACUUAGACACCCAAGCCCUGGCGGCAGUUUGGAAAACCCCGUGGCUUGGGCACAAGGUCCUCUUUUGAUGCUGCGCUGUUAGAGUGUAGGGGUUGGUGGAACGAGGUUAAAAAAUGCAGAUCUUCGUGAAAACGCUCACGGGGAAAACGAUAACCCUCGAGGUUGAACCCUCUGAUACUAUUGAAAAUGUAAAGGCUAAAAUUCAGGACAAGGAAGGUAUUCCCCCUGAUCAGCAGCGACUGAUUUUUGCUGGAAAACAGUUGGAGGAUGGCCGUACACUCUCUGAUUAUAACAUCCAAAAGGAAUCAACUUUGCACCUUGUAUUGAGGCUGCGUGGUGGUGCCAAGAAGAGAAAGAAGAAGUCUUACACCACACCAAAGAAAAACCAGCAUAAGAGGAAGAAGGUCAAACUUGCUGUCCUUAAAUAUUACAAGGUCGACGAGCAUGGAAAAAUCUCUCGCCUGAGACGUGAAUGUCCUUCUGAAGAGUGUGGUGCUGGUGUCUUCAUGGCCAGUCACUUCAAUAGACAAUACUGUGGCAAGUGCUGUCUAACAUACUGCUACAACAAGAAUGAAGAUGCAUAAUUACACAUAAAAUAAACUGAUGGAAAAUGA